Molecule: messenger RNA, 1036 nt
Organism: Ceraceosorus guamensis
Lineage: Eukaryota; Fungi; Basidiomycota; Exobasidiomycetes; Ceraceosorales; Ceraceosoraceae
Exons: 4
Biological process (GO): DNA-templated DNA replication; rRNA processing
Cellular component (GO): nuclear pre-replicative complex
Molecular function (GO): protein binding
Source: RefSeq, a predicted model, not a curated record
UCUGCUCGCCAAGCCUUCAGAACCCUCGCCAUAUGCACUCUUCACCGAUCACGCGCUACCGGUGACGAGCAUCGCUGCAGCGGGCGUGACCGGCACGAUGACGGGGAGGAUGUGGAGUGCUAGCAAAGAUGGGACGAUCAAGACUUGGAGCUUGAAAACGCGCAAGCUAGUCUCAACACACAUCUUGCCGUACCCCGCACACUUCAUGGUCGUCGACCCUACUGCCAGAUUCAUUUUUGCAGCCGCAUCUGCUCCCUCUGGCGGUGCAGGACUCGUCCUAAAGGUGGACCUGAUCUCGCCAUCCUCUGGCUGGACAGAAGGCCCCAUCGCACACGCAAACGGCGACUCCGGCGACGAUCACGCGGCCAGCACGACACAGGUACAGGUCGGAGGUACACCGACCGCCAUGACGCUGUCGCCUUGCGGCACGCUCCUUCUAGUAGGCACGACAAAUACGACGCUGAAUAUCAUCGAUAUCCACACGUUCCAGAUUCUGCGCACCGUCGAUCUGUCGCCCGAGGUCCAUGCUCAGACGACGUCGGCCUCGUCCAGCAGCAGUACAACCAAACGCCACGUCUCCAACUUGGUCUGUCUGGCCCGGCCGAACGGUAGCGUGGGAACCAGCGCGGGCUCUGCAACCACCGAUCACAAGAAGCGUCGCAUGGACAGACUCGGCAGAGGUCUGGGUGACCAAUGCGGCGAUCUGCACUUCGCCUUGCACGGGUCGCACCGAGCAGGCCAGCUUCGAGCAUUUCUUACACCACCAAGCCGAAUCUUCUCGCGUCCAGAGCCCGUGCGAUUGACAAAGGAUCCCGAGAAAGCUCUGCAACCUUCAGUUGCUCAGUUCAGCUCGACAGACAAGCAGACGCUGGAGGCCCAGAUGCAAGAGAUAGCAUCUCUCCGCGCGCAGCUGGAAAAGGCGACCAAGGUCAACGAGGAGCUUUGGAAAGUGGCUGUAGAAGGCACUGCAGGGGCAAAUGGCGGCAACGCGCCAGGCAAAGCAUCGAGCUCGAAGAGCAAGCGGCGGAAGCAAUGA